AUGCGGAUUCGUUCAGUCUGUAAUCAUUACCGUGUGGCAGCGUUGGAUGAAUGAAACGUCAGAGACCAAGACGUCAGCAUAGACUUUUCUGAAAAUAAAUUUUUACCACACAAACAGAGAAAUGGCCGGUCAAAGCGAACAGAAAGAACCGGUGAAGGUACUUAAAGUGAACAAGUGGGAUGGUGCCGCUGUCAAGAACGCUCUCGAUGAUGCUGUCAAAGAAGUUUUGGUUGAUAAAUUCAACUAUACUGAAAAUUUUGCUCUAGUCGAUGGACGAUUAGCUAUUUGCACGCUUGCUGUCGGAAUUGCUGGCUUUGCCUUGUUGUGGGAUUAUUUACAUCCGUUUCCAGAAUCCAAGAUUGUUUUACUGGCUUGUGUGCUGGGUUACUUUCUGUUGAUGGGAGUACUGACCCUCUACACUACGCACAAAGAAAAGGGGAUUUUCGUGUCUGUUUACCAAAAAGAUCCUGCCGGAGUUGACCCUGUGAAUUCCUGGGAAGCUAGCUCUUCUCUAAACAAAUACGAUGAUCAGUAUGAAUUAGUUUUAUCUUACAAAGAUGGAAAAACUAAAAAGGUUAGGGAAGCAAAAUCCAAGAGAUCUGUUGCUCAGUAUUUUGAUUGUAAUGGUGUAUUGUUGAUGGAAUAUGUUGAACCUGAAGUCUCAAAGCUUCACAAUGGUUUGUUGUCUGGACGCAAGAAUAAAUAAAUUCUACAAAUUCGGUGCAAUUAAACUGAAUUUCAAAUUU
This is a messenger RNA of Daphnia pulicaria, 746 nucleotides long. It is a transcript of the gene Spase25, whose product is annotated as probable signal peptidase complex subunit 2. The record is from RefSeq and is a predicted model, not a curated record. The transcript is spliced from 3 exons. Gene Ontology annotation, cellular component: membrane; signal peptidase complex. Bases 122 to 706 code for a protein of 194 amino acids. Gene Ontology annotation, biological process: protein targeting to ER. Lineage: Eukaryota; Metazoa; Arthropoda; Branchiopoda; Diplostraca; Daphniidae.